Fulvia fulva is the source of this 1713-nucleotide messenger RNA. RefSeq lists its product as uncharacterized. Gene Ontology annotation, biological process: regulation of DNA-templated transcription. The coding region runs from base 1 to 1713 and encodes 570 amino acids. The record is from RefSeq and is a predicted model, not a curated record. Lineage: Eukaryota; Fungi; Ascomycota; Dothideomycetes; Mycosphaerellales; Mycosphaerellaceae. The transcript has a single exon. Gene Ontology annotation, molecular function: zinc ion binding; DNA-binding transcription factor activity, RNA polymerase II-specific.
AUGUUCUCCACCCUCUCACUAUCGAAUCCCACGUCACAGACAGACGGUGACCGAGCAAGGAACAAGUACUCACGCCUCAUCUGUCUUGGUUGUCAGGGAAGGCGCAUCCGAUGCGAACUGCCUACCAAUAUUGAGCCCCCGGCAUCUGGACAGCUUCAGGAGGCUCAGGCCCCUUGCUAUCGGUGCAGGAGACUAGGCAUCCCGUGUGUCAUCCGGCAACCCAUUCUCGGCCGGCCAAGCGUGAGAAGUAGUGCGGCAUCGGCUGCACAUGUCCAGCGCAGAACAACUUACAAUGACAAAGCUUUCAUCUGGAUCGACACUGCAAAAUUACCAGCACAGUCAGCUUCUGCACAGCUUGAGCCCGCCUUCGCCCAUGACCCAAUCGAUUCGCCACCAGGACCGCACAAUCUCAAUGACUUAUCGCUCAAUGGUCACGCCAGAUACACCAACAAUGGCACACUGCUACUUCACAAGCCUCAGUCGUCCGAGACAUUUGUCAUCAUCAGCGCGAUAGACACGAUCUGCUGCGAGAGGGUAGAAGAAGAGUGGUUUCGCCAUCUGCCAGUUCACUACGGGCACACGCAAGCUCUGGAUCUGGCUGUCAAAGCUCUGGUGCAAGCAUGUGCAUACGCCCGUGGAGUGAAUCGGCUGACAUCACGAGACUGCUUCCAAGCCCUGGCGCCUGUGCUGACUGCUGUGCGAGCAAACAUCAAGCAAUCACAGGGGCAGUCAAGCGAAGAUAUGCUUGCGGCAACCGCACUACUUGCUCCCUUCGAGGGAACGGUCAAGGAAGACGGCGUUCCCUCAUGGCUGCACGUGAAAGGGCUCGCUGCCAUUAUGGUAGCAAGGUCUGAGAUGCACACUGCUACUCAGCUAGGGAGAGAUAUUUUCGACUGGUAUGCUGCCGAAAGCUCAAUCAUGGCGUGCAUCAAGGGUAUACCUUCACCCUUCGAGAAGGUCCCUCGAGCUUAUUUCGUAAGCGAUACUCCGGGAUGCGGCGACAGCGAUCGAGUGCGUAUCAAAGCUCUUGGGAACGAGCUCUUCAUUGGAACUCCACGUCUUGUGAUGCUGGUGCGGAAACUACGAGCUCAGUCGUUUCCGCAGCAUGAGCUGCUUGUGUCCGCGCAGAGACUGUUGCAGUCGAUGCUUGAGCUACAAGAUCCCGAUGUGGAGAGGCGACUGAUGCAAGACAGCACGAUUCCCUCAUCGAACGACUCUGACACCAUCACCGACCUCGCACUUAACAGCCUGCGCUUCGCUUCCCGCAAGGACUUCGAAGCGCUGACAUGCUACUGGCAGAGCCGUUUAUCUCUACUGAGGCUAGAGCGCUGCCUUUAUAAGCUUGCUGUACAUACAGCGGGUUCAGAUGUGCCAUCCUCACUUCUUGCACCAAGCUUUGGACCACAUACAGACGAGAUGCGCCUCCUAGCAAGAAAGAUCCUGAUGUCAGUUGUGCAUGUUCCUGUCUUACCACUCUUCAGACAACAACACCUGCUCGCUCACGCGAUGAUCGUGGUUUGGGGCGCUAUGAAGGAUACCAGUCUGACACAAGGCACUGAAUUGACGGGUUCCUUGUCUGACCUGUUGUUGCGGAGAGUCAACCGUGCACUGAAUGCGAAGCCGGCAUUCUGCCCCGAGGACAUGGAUCAGGCGGCGGAGAUCUUCGUAGGAGGAGAACGAACGGGUAGACUGGCAAGCCUUUACGGCAUGUAG